Molecule: messenger RNA, 8374 nt
Organism: Drosophila subobscura
Lineage: Eukaryota; Metazoa; Arthropoda; Insecta; Diptera; Drosophilidae
Gene: sev
Product: protein sevenless
Exons: 12
Coding region: 249-7877 (2542 amino acids)
Biological process (GO): positive regulation of kinase activity; cell surface receptor protein tyrosine kinase signaling pathway; protein phosphorylation
Cellular component (GO): membrane; signaling receptor complex
Molecular function (GO): ATP binding; protein binding; transmembrane receptor protein tyrosine kinase activity
Source: RefSeq, a predicted model, not a curated record
CAAACAGUUGUGUUCCGAUCGCGCCACUGAGAAGUACGAAGUACGGUGAAUCACCACCAUUUGAGCGUUGACACUUCGCCGAUUUCUCUUGUAUUCGGAGUUGGCAGCGAACUCGAAUCAACAACAGCAACGGAAGUAACUGCGUGAACCCCCAUAAAACAGAACCUGACCCACAAAAUCCCAUUAGCACAUAGCAGCGCAGAGCUAGCAAAGCUGAGAAAAGGUCACACGUUUUUACAGCAAUAAUAAUGUUUGGUAAUGACAAUGUAGACCAAGCACAGCAGAAGGAGCAACAGCAGCAGCAGCAGAAGAAGGCUUCCGGACCAGCGAGUUCGAAUCGUUUCAAUAUUAGCUUCUAUGUUAAAAUUGCUGUAAACGUAAACACAACUAUGUCCACCACCAACAUCAGCCAGCAGUCGUCCCUGACAGCGGCGACAUGCCAGAGAAAGCAGCAGAGCCGCUGCUUUGAUUUGCGGCAGCAAGUGACGCGGCUGGGCCGGCAGCUGGCCAGCGGCCAGGAAGGACACGAGGGCAUAUCCGCAAUUCUGAUUGUGAAUCUCAUGCUAUUGAUUCUGUUGUCGAUUUGCUGCGAAGGGUGUCGCUCUCACGAUGGAAGGCAUUUUAAUUACUCAGGCAUGCCAGAAAAGUUCCAGGACCAUCUGGGUCUGCUCCCAAAGCUGGACAGUGACGUGGUGGAAAAAGUUGCCAUUUGGCACAAACACGCUGCAGCCGACACGCCCAGUAUAGUGGAGGGAAUUGCCAUCAGCAGCAUAUCCCGACCAAUACAAGCACCAGCACCGGCACCAGAGGAUGGAGUCGAUGAGCGUGUAGUCCUGGAACGCGUCACACGUGAGUGUGUGCAGCGUUGUAUUGUGGAGGAGGACUUGUUUCUGGACGAGUUCGGAAUCAAGUGCGAAAAUGCGGACAGCAGCGAGAAGUGCUACAAAAUACGCUGCACCAAGGGAUGUGCUCAGUGGUACAGAGCCCUCAAGGAGCUGGAACCCUGCCAAGAGGCUUGUUCCUCGCCGCAGUUCUAUUCCCACGACAUGCCCUGUAUCGGCGCCUGCGAGAUGGCCCAGCGCAGUUACUGGCUCUUACAGCGCCACGCCAUGACUCAGACGGUGCAAAGGACACAGCCACAGUUCGUGCAGGCACCCAGUCAGGAGCGACGGGACACGCCUCUGACUAUCAAGUGGGCUAUGCACUUGCCGGAGCACUACCUGUCCAGCCGACCUUUCAACAUCCAGUACCAGUACGCAGACCUACACCACGAGCAGAAUGGUGAUACAGAACAGAAGAAGGAUGGGGUGUGGUUUAAUUUGGCGGACUACGACUGCGACGAGUACUACGUCUGCGAAAUUCUAGAGCCCCUGAUGCCCUAUACACAGUACAGAUUCCGCUUUGAGCUUUCCUUCGGUGAGGGCAGCGACGAUGUGCUUUACUCGCCGGCUACACCCGCCUACCUAACGCCUUCUGAGGGUGCACCCAUCUCAGCGCCGGUUAUCGAGGAAGUGCUGCCGUUGGACGACAGUCACGUGGCCGUGCACUGGCACCCGGGCAGCUUCACCAACGGCCCCGUCGAGGGUUACCGCCUCCGUCUGAGCCGUUCUGGGGAUAACCUGACCACCGAGCAGCUAAUGGCGGUGCAACGGGGCAGCUUCAUAUUCUCGGAGCUGCAGGCCGACACCAAGUACCGGCUGGAGGUAACGAUGAUCAACAAGCAGGGCGAGGGUCCAGCGGCGACGGUUGUCAGCAUCGAGACACAUCCCGCCAAGGCGGCGCAACUGCACAAGGAUCAGGAUGGAGCCCACUCCCUGAGCGCGCUGGUGGCCGGGCAGCGGAGUAUCGUGUGGCAGGCACUGGCACCGGGCGGGGAGACACGACUCGUCCUGCACUCCGAGCAGCCCAUUAGUGACAUGUCCUGGGAGCAGAGGGAGCAGCGGCUGUGGAUUGUGGACGUAUUGGGAGAAAUGCGCAGCCUGAGACUGGAGCAGGGCCAGUCCACAUCCGGCAUCAGCACGGUGGAGAUACAUGGACAGAGGAAUAUCUCCGCCGAGUGGAUUCCACGGAAGCUCAGCCUGGAUUGGCUCCGCAGACGGCUUUACUUGGCUGUCGAGGCGGCGAGUCUCGGAUUUGCCUUGCUCAAAGUGGAUCUGGGCAGCACGGACUUUGAUGUGCUGUGUGAGGCCCUGGACCCUGUGCAGCAAUUGGAGGCUGACCCCUUAAACGGCUGGCUCUUCUGGAGCGAUGCUGAGAGCGUCUGGCGCCUCGAUUUGGGCACCAAGAAGCGCAUACGCAUCGCCAGGAUCCGGCAGCCUGGCUGGUUCACCCUGGACCCGCUGCACUGGCUGCUCCACCUGCUGGUGGCGCACGAGGGGAAGAUUCUAGAAAUCAGCUACGACGGCAGCCACAAAAUGUCUCUAAUCGCACUGCCCGCCAUGCCCACAAACUCGUGGCAGGCCUUCGCCCUCCAGGGCCGCUCCCUGCUUCUGGCUGGUUCCAGCCAGAUGCAGUUGCUGCUCGCGGAUCAGCCAAACCACGGGGGACUGACCACCUGGCCGCUGCACCACCUCCCUGACUGCUGGGGUCUAGUCCUACUCACCACAGAGCGCUACCCCUCGGCGCAUCCUUCUGGGGUGCCACGACGGCUCAACGCCGUGCUGGGCGCCCAGGCAGCACACAUAUCGUGGCAGGAGCCGGCCAGGAAUCGAUACCAGUCCGCCGACGCCGCUUUGGAUCUGAGCUACGAGCUCGAGGUACUGGACGUGGCUAGCCAGAGCGCGUUCAGCAUCCGUAACAUCCGCAGCCCCUACUUUGGACUCGAGCGCCUGCAGCCGGAUAAUCUGUACCACUUCCGCGUGCGAGCCAUGCGGUCCUCCGGGGAGGCCGGUGAGCCCGGUGCCUGGACGCAACCCCACGUAGCGCGCACCUGGCCUAUGGGCCCACAUCGCCUCCGCUGGGCCACCGCUCAGGGCGCCCUCUAUGAGACCAAUGAGCUGGGCGAGCAGCUGGUGCGGCGGGAGGGUCAGCUGGAGGCGCGACCCGGACCGCUAGCUAUGAUCAACGCCAGUGUGGGCUACUACGUGGCCGGAUCCGGCGUUUUGCACUGCAUCAAUGUGGAGCAGCUGCAUCUGCGAUGCCUGGUCCCCGAUGAGGUGCCCCACGCAGGGGCCGUGACGUACGACUGGAGGGGCGGUCGAGUCUACUGGUCGGAUGUGGCACGAAAUUGCGUGGUGCGCCUGGAUCCCUGGAGCGGGGCGCGCGAGCUGCUGCCCAUAUUUGGGGCCCGCCAGCUGGCCAUCGAUCCACGGCACGGCCAUCUCUACUACGCCACCGCAACCCGCCUGAUUCGACGCCAUCUCAGUUCCUCCCUGAGUAUGGGCCUGGGACAUCCGCAGCACGCGAACGAUCUGGAGGUGGAGUUCUACCAAGUUAACGGCCUUGAGGGUAGCAUCGCCUCGUUCAGCAUUGAUCUUGAGCAGGACCAACUCUAUUGGCUGGUCUCAAGUCCCGUCGCGUUGCUCCUUUACCGGGCUGCUCUUGGUGCGGACUCCGUCCAGGACUCCCAGCAACUGUUGCAGAGCUGGCCUGGCAGGGAUGCUCUGCCUCAGAGCCUUCAAUUGAUCCGACCCCUUGGUGCUCUGCUCUGGCUGGAGCGGGACGGACGCCGAGCACUACUCGCCAGGACAACAGCCCUGAACGAUACCAUGGAUCUGUCGCCACAGGGCCUCGAAUCCGCCGCCUCCUCGUUGCAGCUCGUUGACCCAACAGCCCCUCCACCACCCGAUGCUGGGGUCAUACCCUCGGCGGUGCCCCCCGACAGCGUCCGCCUGGACGACGGCCACUGGGAUGACUUCCACGUGCGCUGGCAGCCGGCGACUAGCGGAGGCAACCACAGCAUCUCCUACCGACUGCUCGUAGAGUAUGGCUCGCUACUGCAAACCCUCGACGUGGCCACCCCAUUCGCCCGUCUCACACACCUUCCGCAGGCGCAGCUCUUGCUAAAGAUCAGCAUCACGCCCCGUACCGGCUGGCGCUCCGGCCCCACCUCCCACGUGCAGCUGUGCACUCCCGCCGCGGCUGCCACUCAGCCGCGGCGCCUGCGCGUGUUCGUUGAGCGCAUGGCCACGCCCUUGGUGCCGCCGAGCAUCGGGGCCCUGCUCCGCUGGGACGCGCCCGAGCAGGCGACUGCUCCGGGGCAGACUCUAGAGUACUGCAUCAGCUGCUGGCUGGGAUCGGAGAUCCACGCGGAGCUUCUGCUGAACCAGAGCAUGCUCGAGGCCCGGGUGGACCACCUACAGUCGGACCAAACCUACCGCUUUCAGGUAGAGGCGCGUGUGGCAUCAACGGGGGCGGCCGCUGGCGCUGCCAGCCACGCCCUUCACGUUACGCCUGAGGUGCAGGCCGUCCCCCGCCUGGUCUUUGCCAACACAGAGUUCAUCGGGGAGCUGGACCUGGACAGCCAGCUGCGACGCCGUCUGGUGCACACCGCCAGCCCCGUGGAGCACCUGGCCACCAUGGAGGGGGAGCAGCGGCUUCUAUGGGUCAACGAGCAUGUUGAGCUGCUCACCCACGUUCCGGGAUCCGCGCCCGCCAAACUCGCCAGGAUGCGGGCGGAGGUUCUUGCCCUCACCGUCGACUGGGUGCAGCGCAUCGUCUACUGGGCCGAGCUGGAGGCGGGUCAGGAGGCGCCGUCGUCGCAUGUGGCAGUGAUAUACCGCCUGGACCUGUGCCGCUUCGAGGGACGCAUCCUCCCAGGCGAGCGUCUGUGGAGCACUCCGCAGGGCCACCUGCUGAGGGACUUAACGGCCCUGCCACACAGCCGAGCCCUGGUCUGGCUGGAGCACGAGGCCGGCUCCCGGAAUGCCACACUUCGGGGCCGCAGUCUCGCCGACGGAUCGCCCAUUCCCCUCGAUUCGCCCACAGCCCUCUUUCGACUGCACGAGGGCAGCCUGGAGCCGGGGACGGAGACGAUAAACUUGGUGGACCAUCGGGGCAAAGUGUGCGUCUACGACGUGACCCGCCAGCUCUGCACAGUCACCGGCCUGCGCAGCCAACUGCAUCUGAUGGCAAAGGACGGCGAACAGUUGGCCCAGGACGCGGGCUAUCUCUAUGCUCUGCGCAACGGCAGCAUCCGCGCCUACGGUCGGAGGCGCCACCAGCUGGAGUAUCACGUCGAGCUGGAGCCGGAAGAAGUGCGGCUGCUGCAGGCUCACAACUACCAAGCGUACCCCAGCCGACGCUGCCUGCUCCUCCCGCCCGCCGCUGCCCUGGAACCCACUGCCGUCCGGUGCGAUGAGCUGCAAUGCACCAUGACCCUGUCCCAGCUGCAUGCCUUCUCGGACUGCGCGCUGCCCGUACCAGGUCUGAGCUUCCAGCUGAACCUCACUGCCCUGGAAGGAGGGCAGAGCGAGGGGGCGGCACACCUGUGGCUGGGUGGAUCGGGAGACACCAUCAACAUUACAGGGCUGCAGCCCUACUCAAGAUACCAGCUGAUAGCUUCUUUGAGCAGCUACUAUCAGCGCCGCCUGGGCCUCGACGACCUGUCGUUGCCGACCACGGAGGUGCGCACUGCUCCAGCCUCUCCCACGGCCCCCAGGAACUUUAGCGCCCGCGUCCUGGGCCCCAGCGAGGUGGAGGUCAGAUGGGCUCCGCCCGCCCAGCUCCGCAGCGAGGGCGUUCACUACACGCUCCACUGGCAGGAGGACUCCACUGGGAACGGCACGGAGCAGGAGCAAAUGGAGCGUAGAGUGGAGUCUGCGGGGGUGCAUAGGCUGAGGGGGCUGCGUUCCGGGUCUAGCUACCGGAUCUGGGUGCUGGCCCAUGCCACGCCCACAAAAUUCAACAGCAGCAGUCUGCUGCACGUUCGGACGUACGUGAGGCUGCCGGAACUGCAGCUGCUGGAGCUGGGACCAUACGCAUUGACCCUCUGCUGGGCAGGAACCUCGGACACGCUGACCUCCCUAGUCCUCGAGUGCCGCUCAGCGGCGGAACAUCUGCGCUUUGAAGUAGCCGGAAACCACUCCUGGAUGGUGGUGGAGCCACUGAAGCCGCGCACGCUCUACAAGUGCCACCUGCAGCUCCUAUUCGCGUCCUCCCCAGGCGCCCCAGUCUACAGGGGACCGAGCCAGAAAUACGUGACACUCGGGGAUGCACCUGGUGCGCCGGGAAGGCCACGACUGCAGCACAUUACCGGUGAGAUCUUCCGGGUGAACUGGAGCGCGGCCCGCGGCAAUGGGGACCCCAUCGACCUCUACAACCUCGAGGCGCUGCAGGCCAGGGCCAAGUCCAGGUCCAGACGAAGGCGCCGCAGACAGAGUGUGGGAGGGGGCCGGCUAGCCCUGCUCCCAUGGGCCGAGGAGCCGGUGGCCAUCGAGGACCAGUGGCUAGACUACUGCAACACCACCGAGCUGAGCUGCAUCGUGCGGAGUCUGCACUCGAGCCGCCUGCUCCUGUUCCGUGUGCGCGCCCGCAGCCACGAGCAUGGCUGGGGGCCAUACAGCGAGGACAGCGACCGAGUCUCGGAGCCCUUCGUCUCUCCCGAGAAGCGCGGCUCCCUGGUGCUAGCCAUCAUUGCCCCGGCGGCCAUUGUGUCCAGCUGUGUGCUGGCCCUGUUCCUGGUCCGCAAAGCAGUGCAAAAGCGGCGCGUGCGGGCCAAGAAGCUGCUGCAGCAGAGCCGUCCAAGCAUCUGGAGCAACCUGUCAACGUUGCAUACCCAGCAACAAUUUCUGGUCGGCCGCAGCCGCACCUUUUCCACGACGCUCAGCGACGCGGACAUCGCCCUGCUGCCGCACAUCAGUCGCAGCCAAUUGACCCUUCGCCGCUUCCUCGGCAGCGGAGCCUUCGGCGAGGUCUACGAGGGAGCCUUGCAGGCGGAGGACAAAAAGGAUACGCAGCGCGUGGCCAUCAAGAGCCUGCGAAAGGGCGCCAGCGAGUUUGCCGAACUGCUGCAAGAGGCGCAACUAAUGAGCAACUUUAAGCAUGAAAAUAUUGUAGGCCUUGUGGGCAUCUGCUUUGACGCCGACUCCAUCGCUCUGAUCAUGGAACAUAUGGAGGCGGGCGAUCUCCUCUCAUACCUAAGAGCUGCUCGACCCAAGUCUCAUGAGGAAUUCAGGGGACUGUCGCUGUCGGAGUUACUUUCCAUGUGCAUUGACGUGGCCAAUGGCUGCUGCUAUCUGGAGGACAUGCACUUCGUCCAUCGUGAUCUCGCCUGUCGCAACUGCCUUGUGUCUGAGGAUGCAGACGCGGGGAACGGGCAAGGGCACCGGCGUGUGGUGAAGAUUGGCGAUUUUGGCCUGGCCCGCGACAUCUACAAGAGCGACUAUUACCGAAAAGAGGGCGAGGGGCUGCUCCCAGUACGAUGGAUGGCCCCGGAGAGCCUCGUGGAUGGGGUGUUCACCACCCAGUCAGAUGUGUGGGCUUUUGGCGUUCUCUGCUGGGAGAUCCUUACCCUGGGCCAGCAGCCGUAUGCGGCUAGGAACAACUUCGAGGUGCUCGCCUAUGUCAAGGAUGGUGGACGCCUCCAUCAACCCACCAUCUGUCCCGACAAAAUGCACUCCUUGCUCUUGAUGUGCUGGCGCACAGAUCCAUCGGAACGACCCAGCUUCAGGCGUUGCUUUAAUGCUCUUCAUGCCAUUAUCAUGGAUCUGCGCCGCAACCAAAUGCCGAAUGUCGACUCAAGCACUGCGGGAUCUAAUUCGGAAGCCGCUUCCGCAUUCGGACCAGAGCUCAAGGUGCGCUUCGAUGAGCAUUUGGAGAAGGCUGCGGCGCAGGAAAAGGAGGACACGAAAGAGCCAGAGGGCGUGUCACUUCGGAAUGUGUCCAGCCACAGUCCGUCUGAACAGCUGUAUGCCAACGAGGGGAUCUCCCGCCUUUAGGCAGACCAGCGUUUUUCUCCAGAUGUCGUCUCAAAUGAGCGCGCUCUUUUUCCGUUUCCGAUGCAUCACGAUGCUGGAAGAAAUCAGUCUCUGAGACCAACCAGUUGGGCAAUGUUAACGAACUAGCUUUCCAAUUUACGCUUAAGAAGAAAUGUUUGAUUAAAUGUAUCUUAUCCGCGAGAAUACAUCGAAAGUAAGCAAACUGCAAGAAACUGGCCCAUUACGAAGUCGUUUGAUACAUGAUAUCUGAGUCUCCUGGUUUCCUUCUGUCAAUCUCUCUCCCCACUUAUAAGUGUUAUGUUUAUACGAAUUCACGGGAGAUUCACUGAUAUGAUAUGGCACUACCAGCACUUCGAUACGAUGUUUGCAAAUGUUCAAACUAUUUUUUUUGAACAUUCCAUCUUCUGAGCUCUUCGGUAGAGCUGCGUACCUCGAUGUUUAGAACAAAAAACUUGGAUGGUACUAUAUAUCCGGUACGAAAUAUCGGGAUUUAGGAG